This is a messenger RNA of Phragmites australis (common reed), 2337 nucleotides long. RefSeq names its product probable glycerol-3-phosphate dehydrogenase [NAD(+)] 3, cytosolic. NCBI's taxonomy places the organism in Eukaryota, Viridiplantae, Streptophyta, Magnoliopsida, Poales, Poaceae. The record is from RefSeq and is a predicted model, not a curated record. Gene Ontology annotation, cellular component: glycerol-3-phosphate dehydrogenase (FAD) complex; cytosol. Bases 673 to 2055 code for a protein of 460 amino acids. The transcript is spliced from 5 exons. Gene Ontology annotation, biological process: glycerol-3-phosphate catabolic process; carbohydrate metabolic process. Gene Ontology annotation, molecular function: glycerol-3-phosphate dehydrogenase [NAD(P)+] activity; NAD binding.
GGACACGUCGGACACGCCGCGGUGGGUAGAGGCAGGGACCCACCCCGUGUUCGCCAAACGCGAUCACGUGGCGCCAUCGGUCAUCGACUCGUCGGACCACCGCCGCCUGACGUACUACCCCAUCUCCCCGGUGCUACGACGAAACCAUCCAACCCGCCGUGUGCGCGCCCGCGCCCAUCCCUUUCGGACGCGUCUGGCGUCUCCACCGGCCCCCACCGCGGCACCGCCCUCGUUGCCCUCGUGCACGACGAACCCGCCGUCUCCGACUCGGCAACUCCCUCCCCGCCUCCCACCGUGGAAACCUUGUUAUAGAAAUCACGAAAAGGAAAAAAGAUUAGUUUUUCUCUGGCUCGCUCGCUUGCUUACCGGAUUGCGCCGCGGAGUUGGUGCUGGUUGCUGAGCCGAGACCCGGGCGGGCGCCGCCACCAACCCUCGGAGAGCAGGGUUCAAAGGGGCGGCGCGGCCGCGGUCCUCGGGCUUGCCGACCGACACCGAGUUCGCGCUGGGAUUCGGUAUUUCUGGUCGCCCAACCCCACAAAACCCACCUGCAUUUCCUCCUCGCUCUCACCAGCAAAACCCCCUCUUCCCCGCUCGGCUGGAUUGGAAGCUUGGGGUGUUGAGCUCGCCUUCGUCUGUGACGACGAGGGGUUGAACUAGUGAAGCGAAGCGGCGAUGGUGGGGAGCUACACGAACGGCGGUGCGGCGGCGGCGGCGGUCGAGGAGAAGCUGGAGGAGCUGCGGCGGCUGCUGGGGAAGGCGGAGGGCGAUCCGCUGCGGGUCGUCGGGGUGGGGGCCGGGGCGUGGGGGAGCGUCUUCUGCGCGCUGCUGCAGGACGCGUACGGCCGGCACCGCGACAGAGUGCAGGUGCGCGUGUGGCGCCGGGCUGGGCGCGCCGUGGACCGCGCCGACGCCGAGCGGCUCUUCGAGGUCAUCAACGCCCGCGAGGACGUGCUGCGGAGGCUCAUCCGCCGCUGCGCCUACCUCAAGUACGUCGAGGCGCGGCUCGGGGACCGCACGCUCCACGCCGACGAGAUCCUCCGCGACGGGUUCUGCCUCAACAUGCUCGACACGCCGCUCUGCCCGCUCAAGGUCGUCACCAACCUGCAGGAGGCCGUCUGGGACGCCGACAUUGUCGUCAAUGGGCUGCCGUCCACGGAGACCAAGGAGGUGUUCGGGGAGAUCGGGAGGUACUGGAAGGAGCGGAUCAGCCCGCCGCUGAUCAUCUCGCUGGCAAAGGGGAUCGAGGCGUCGCUCGACCCCGUGCCCCGGAUCAUAACACCAACGCAGAUGAUCAGCAAUGCGACUGGAGUUCCGCUGGGGAACAUUCUUUAUCUUGGAGGCCCAAACAUUGCUUCUGAGAUUUAUAACAAAGAAUACGCAAAUGCUCGCAUAUGUGGAGCUGACAGGUGGAGGAAACCUCUUGCAAAAUUUUUGAGGCAGCCCCAUUUUAUUGUAUGGGAUAAUAGUGAUCUCAUUACUCAUGAAGUCAUGGGCGGCUUAAAGAAUGUAUAUGCCAUUGGUGCUGGUAUGGUGGCAGCACUUACCAAUGAGAGUGCAACCAGCAAAUCAGUGUACUUUUCACUUUGCACGUCUGAAAUGAUAUACAUCACCCACCUCCUAGCGGAAGAACCUGAGAAACUUGCAGGACCUUUAUUAGCUGAUACUUAUGUCACACUGCUGAAAGGUCGUAAUGCAUGGUAUGGGCAGAAGUUAGCUAAGGGGGAACUGACUCUGGAAAUGGGGGACAGUAUCAAAGGCAAAGGGACUAUCCAGGGUGUUUCCGCAGUCAAUGCAUUUUAUGAACUCCUGAGCCAGGGGAGCCUAAGUGUGAUGCAUCCAGAAACCAAGAAGCCUGUUGCUCCUGUUGAGCUGUGCCCAAUACUCAAAACACUUUACAAAAUUUUAAUCAAGAGGGAACUUGCAACCGAUUCCAUCCUCCAGGCCAUACGAGAUGAAUCGAUGUCCGAUCCACGGGAAAGAAUUGAGAUGGCACAGCGCCAGUCUCUUUACCGACCAUCUCUUCUUGGCCUACCUAAAGGAGAUGCCAAGGCUUAGAUAUGUUCUUUCUUCCUGCAGUAUUCGCUGUGAGCUUGCCGGUGGUGCUGAUGCAAACUUACAUACUGGUCUUCAAGAUCAUUCUCUGCGUGCCCCCAAAUGUGUGGUGUGUUGUGUGCACACUAGGAGUUGGAUGAUGAGAUAUUUAGCAUGUCAGGAUAGAGUUCUUACUGCCCCCAAUUUCAAGUAGCUUCAUGUGCCUGACGUCCAUCUGUAUAUACAACCUGUUUCGAUUCAGUUUUAUUUGUUAUUGAUGGGAAUAAAGAUCUGUAUUUGUUGUGA